Folsomia candida is the source of this 1756-nucleotide messenger RNA. RefSeq lists its product as uncharacterized. The record is from RefSeq and is a predicted model, not a curated record. The transcript is spliced from 4 exons. Bases 387 to 1571 code for a protein of 394 amino acids. Lineage: Eukaryota; Metazoa; Arthropoda; Collembola; Entomobryomorpha; Isotomidae.
GUCUGUCAUUUUCUGGCAAAAAGAAAGUCAAUGUAUUCAAUAUCAUCGUUGAACAUAAAAUAAAAAUGCGAAAUCUAAUGUGGGUAGUAAUCCUCCGUAGAAGCGGUCAUAUCUUUCUCAGGAUGAAAUCACAAUGGAAAACAAUGAAAUCUUAUUAAAAACAAUAUUCUCAAUUUAUAAUUGCUUAUUUAUUGUGAGUGAGCAAUGUGAGACGUUGGAAAGAGACAGUGGGUCAUUGCCUCCUCGGUCACCUCGCUGCUCUCUUUCUCCGUCCGUCCUUUCGCUCGCUCCAUUUUCACUCGAGGUCGUUUCGUUUCCUCCUCGUGUUUACAUUUACUUUUAAUUCGGUUUUUGAAUUUGUUUUUUUAUUCAAAUAAUUUGUAAAUAUGGCUGGGCGUAACCCAAAAAAGGCCAAUUAUGAAAAAAUUCAGCACUUUUGUGGAUAUCACUGCGGAUUUAGCACCCAAAGUGUAACAGAACUUUUCGAUCAUGUGCAAAGAGGUGUGUGCCGUGUUCCGAGUGUGAAUCUUCCGCCUUCUACAACUCCCUUAUCAUCCAACAAUACUGAAGCGAUUGCAGUGGAUAUCACUGAACAAGAAGAGGUGAUUGUUGUGGGGGAUAGCGAGAAUGAAGAUUCGAGAAUUGGUAUGGACAUUGGGGAGAAUCAUAGUAAAAGUGAAAGUAACCAUGCGAUAAGUGAUAAAGAAGAGGAGAAAAAGGAACAAACGAAUGCUAGUCGACUUGACUUUUACAAGUAUUUGGCUACCCUUAGUAAAGAAGAGUUUGACGACAAGGGAGAAUUUGAACAAAUUCUGGAUCAGGAGAAUGCGGAUUCAAAAAUCCGACCACGAAAAGCGGGACCUGUUCCACCUCCGCUGCAUUCUAAUUCAUUUAAAUGGGAGUAUGGAUUGAAAAUUAAAAGAGGAAACAAGUUUGUCGCCAUUGCUACAGCUAUUGAAGCGAGUAUUUCGACCCCCGAAAGAACAAAUCGUCAUGUUCAGCAAACAAAGAAACGUAGACAGGAACAUGGAUCUCAUCAAGUCUACUUGGUGAUAACAUUGGAAUCGUCGCUCAUUGACGGAAUGUCACUUCAUCAAGUCUGGGAGUAUAUGAGAGACCACUCUCCCCCACACGGAACCUAUGUAGGAGAGUACUAUUCAUUAAGACUUGAGGCACGACCAUUGCAUUUUUCAAAACCAAAGGACGGCAAAUACGUUUCUAAUCUGCAAGAGGAAAUACAAACCAAAGACGUUCGUGCAUUUCAAGUAGCUGUUCUCGUUAUGCCGUCCGAAAAGGAGAGAAAGGACUUGGAAGAAUAUGUGAUUCACUACCUGGCCGAACGGGAGGAAAAAACAAAAUCUUUGUGGAUGAUCAAUGGAUGCACUAAUUUCAAGCUUGACGUUGACCUACGGAAUCAAGCCAAGCAAUUUGCUAAGGGGUGGAAGGAGGACGGAUCCAGUCCCUUAUUGAUUUAUCAGGAAGAAGGAACAAAUGACCCGGAAGGCCGCUUCAAUAUAGGAUAUAUUUGUACCCCAAGUGAUUUUGUUGAGAAAACUCCAUCCAAGAAAUAAGUUAGCCUUUUUAUGAUUUUAUGAAAAUGUUUUCUACCAUGAUUUCUUAUUGGUAAUGUUUUUAUGAACUGAAGUGUAAAGUUAGAUAUGUGUUCCUGUCUUAUAGUAUUUAUUUCAAUGGUUCCUGUAAAUUUAUAUGUACGAUCUGGGUUUUCAAAUAAAUAUUCUAGUUAAUUAAUAAAAAA